Molecule: messenger RNA, 2370 nt
Organism: Clarias gariepinus (North African catfish)
Lineage: Eukaryota; Metazoa; Chordata; Actinopteri; Siluriformes; Clariidae
Gene: dcun1d3
Product: defective in cullin neddylation 1 domain containing 3
Exons: 4
Coding region: 533-1441 (302 amino acids)
Biological process (GO): protein neddylation; positive regulation of ubiquitin-protein transferase activity
Cellular component (GO): ubiquitin ligase complex
Molecular function (GO): ubiquitin-like protein binding; ubiquitin conjugating enzyme binding; cullin family protein binding
Source: RefSeq, a predicted model, not a curated record
GUUCAGUCAUUGAGUAAAGAAGAAGAAGCAGAAGAAGAAGAACACAAAGGAGUGUGUGAUGUCGGGCUCACAUGAGUGUGUGUGUGUGUGUGUGUGAGAGUGAGUGUAUCACUCUGGAGUGUUAGAGCGCGCGCGCGUGUGUAUGUGUGUGUUUGAGUGUGUUAGAGAGCGGAGUGUGUGUGUGUGUGUGUUUAGCAUUGUAGCCUGUGUAGCUUAAUUACAGCAGGGACAGAGCUCUCUCUCUCUCUCUGUGUGUGUGUGUGUGUGUGUGUGUGUGUGAGAGAGAGAGAGACCCGGGUCCGAUGUGAAACUCCUCUCCGUGUAAAGGUUAACCCAUGCUGGCCUCUGGGCGAUGGACCCCUCUCAGAUGACACCACUGUCCUCCGCUCCGAGGCUCAGGGCAUGGUGACCGCUGUCAGGUGGCGUAGAGCCGGAGCCGAGCGGGCCUGAGGAGGAGGAGGAGGGUCAGGAAGGAGAAGGCGUGAUAAAGAGGAAGAGAGACAGCAGGAGAGAGAGAGAGAGAGGGAACACCAUGGGCCAGUGCGUGAAUAAAUGUAAAAACCCCACAUCCUCUCUGGGCAGCAAAAGUGGUGAAAAGGAUGCUGGGAAAUCCCAUGGCAAAAAAGGAAGCGGAGGAGGCGGGCCGAAAGAGGAGGCCAAGUUUCCUGCCGAUGUCAACGGCACCAAGUCGCCCGAGGUGACCACGGACACCUCCACGACCACACCCCUUUUUGAUGUGAGGAAGGAGGAGCCGCCGCAGGAUGGGGAGGGGCUUUCUCUGGCUCGCAUAGAGGAGAUGUUUCUGUGUUAUAAGGACGAGCACGAGGACGCCAUCUUGGAGGAAGGAAUGGAGCGAUUCUGUAACGACCUGCACGUGGACCCGGCCGAGUUCAGGGUGCUGGUGCUGGCCUGGAAGUUUCAGGCUGCAACCAUGUGCAAAUUCACCAGAAACGAGUUUGUGGAAGGCUGUAAGGCGAUCCGUGCUGACUCGGUGCAGGGGAUCUGUCAGCGUUUCUCAGCCAUGAUGGACGACUGUCGCUCCGAGGAGAACUUUAAGGACUUGUACCGGUUCACCUUCCAGUUCGGGCUGGACUGCGGCGAGGGCCAGCGCUCACUACAGCGCUGCAUCGCCAUCGCCCUCUGGAGGCUGGUGUUCACGCUGGACACGCCGCCCGUGCUCGAGCGCUGGCUCCACUUCCUGUCAGAAAACCCGUGCGGUGUGCGCGGCAUCUCGCGCGACACCUGGAACAUGUUCCUGAACUUCACACAGAGCGUCGGGCCCGACCUGAGCAACUACAGCGAGGACGAGGCCUGGCCCAGCCUCUUCGACUCCUUCGUGGAGUGGGAGAACGACCGGAGCAGGAGGGGACAGGGGCAGAGAGAGACGGGGGGCAGAGUCGGGAGCGGCUCCCAAUCCAACACAGCCGAGCCCACGGCGUGACGGGACAGAAACACACACACACACACACACACACGCGCACCUCUGGGAGCGUACAGGAAGAGCGCAGAGUCCCUGAGAGUGCAACAUAACGGGAAAACGCAGGGCCGGAACUGAUCAUCACCCGGAGUGGGCCCUCAGCACGGCAUGAUGGGAACCUGAGAUAUACGUGACGAGCGUUGUUAUUAUUAUUAUUAUUAUUAUUAUUAUUACCUGGAACUUUAUCUCUGAUGAUCCGACUGCGCUGAUGGGCGUUUUAUAUUUUUAAGCAUUGCUGUAACAUGACAGACGUCCCUUAUACUUCCUCCCCGAGAUAUUUUAAUGUUGUUGUUUUUUUUUUGUUUUUUUUUCCAAAGGGCUCCAAAAGAAAAAAUAUUAACAAAAUGGUGUUUUUUAGCACUUCUAUUUAAUUUAUUGUUUUUAUUUCUUUGCAGUAUUUUAAAAGGAGAAAAAAAAUGUUCUUGAAUAUUUUUACGCCACAACAUCAACACACCCAAAAAAACAGACGCUCCCCAGACGUCUGUGGCUGUGGCAGCCAGCAGUCUGACUUUUGACCAUUUGUUGCUUAUUAAAGAAGGGAAAAUCUGGUCAAUUCCACGUAAAAAUGAUGUCAGGACGAGAGGGGGAGAGAGAGAUCAGAUCAGGGCUUUAACGGUUAACUCCAGCACACACUUUUUCUCAUUAUUCUCUCUCUCUCUCUCUCUCUCUCUCUCUCUAUGUAAUUUAAUGCAGGUUCAUUCACACUCAAAGAUUAUUGUACCUCCUGUUUUUUUUUUUUUUUUUUUUUUUUGCGGUUUACAGUUUGUUUUUUCCCCUUGCAGUGAUUUAAUUUCUGAUUUAUUUUUGCCUGGUUUUAUAUAAAGACGCAAGAAUUUAUAAACUAAUAAAAUGUGUGAAAUUGGGCAGUGGACCACACUAAGCCUCAUCUUCAC